Messenger RNA from Schistosoma margrebowiei, 1447 nucleotides. The record is from the annotation of a GenBank genome assembly. NCBI's taxonomy places the organism in Eukaryota, Metazoa, Platyhelminthes, Trematoda, Strigeidida, Schistosomatidae.
AGGGCGCAAAAUCGAUUCUCCAAGAAAAACGUACAUUACGCAUCGUGGUAAUCUGUGUCCAGGCAUGCGUAACACGUGGCCCAAUCAUCUCAGUCGAUGAAGAUUCACAAUUUCAUCAACUGAUUUACCAUCAUCCCCUAAAACCCUGUGUCUAACCUCUCUGUUACCUAAACGGGGGAGAAACGCAUCCCAAACAUUCUGGCAUUGUUGUUUAACGCUAUCACAAGACUUCAUUUUAUCAACGCCUCCACCAAACAGGACUAUAUCAUCUGCGUAUUCUAAGUCGAUAAGUGGGUGGGAUUUCUUAUGUGCUGGAAUAAAGUUAGAGCGAUUGUGAUGUCUAAUAAUUUGCAAUCAAGUGGUGUUUUCGAUGACCUUACUUCCGAAUUUCCCCAAUUUAUAGACUGCAUUAAAGUCACCUACUAUGGGACCUUCACACCUGUUUGACCAAAAUCUCGAUUCGAUGACACGUCACUCAAAAAACUGCACAGCUCAUACAGUAUAUACUUAUUAUGAGCGGAAAAAUGAUGCACACAGGUCAGGUUUUGGCACCCAGGAAAUCCGUUUAGGAAAAGAUUCAGUGAAAGCUCUUGAUUGUUGCUCUCUUUGUCUACAACCAGCAAAGGAUCCUGUCGUUACAAAUGAUGGAUUCCUCUAUGAUCGAGCAGUAGUUCUGGAGUACAUUGUUUCUCAAAAAGCUGAAAUUCAACGAAAACUUAAGUUGUAUGAAAAACAGAAAGCUCGUCUAGAUGCUGAGACAAAAAUGAUUCUCAAGGCUGAAAAAGAGGAAGAAGCCCGACGAUUUCUAUCAAUGAAUACUCUAGAUACCCACUCAAAAGCCUCUGCACAAGCUGCUGAAGCAGAAGCUUUGGCCUCAUUGUCCAAUAAACGCAAUGGUUUGAAUGAAACAACUUCAUGUUUUUGGGCGUCUAGUAGCAAAUCAAAUGAGAAACUGAACAAAGAACUCUUAGAUAAACCUGAUACUGUUGUUCGCUGUCCAAUGAGUGGCAAACCAUUAAGGUAUAAAGAUUUAGUAGGUGUUAAAUUCACUACCUUUGAAGAUGACUCUAAGGUCAUGGGUUUUGGUCAAGAUAAACUGGUAGAUCGUGAAGUCAAUUAUUGUUGUGCCGUUUCCAAGGAUCCACUUACAAAUGCUACAGUUUGUGUUGUUCUUAAAACUUCUGGAGCAGUAGUUACUAAAGAAGUUGUAGAUACUGUAAUAAAAAAAGAAAUGAUUGAUCCUAUUAAUGGUAAAAAAAUGAAAUCAUCUGAUUUUAUUGAACUUCAAAGAGGAUCACUUGGAUUUGCUGAUGAACGAACAUUAUUGACUGCUAAACGUGUUAGACCAUCAAUGCAAACUUGAAAAAAAUAUUUUUCUUCUUUUAUUUUAAACUGUACAUAGUUACAAGAAUAUUUUUUUGUGUACAAAAUAAAAUAUUCAUUUAUA